UUUAUCCCAAGAGAAUACUUUCCUGAUUAUAAUUUUAAUCUAGCAGAUUUCAAAGGCUUUCAUUUAAAAGCAAUGAAAAAAAUGGCAGCAUUAAGUCCCCAGAUUGAUUUAAUAUUGGAGACCAGAGAUGCGAGAGCACCUAUAAGUUCUAGAAACCUCUUAUUUGAAAAAGCGUUAGUUAAUAAAGAAAAAAUUAUUCUAUACUCAAAAAGUGACUUGAGUAGUUUGAAGAAAGAAACAUUAGAUAGAUGGCAUAAAAAUGAACAGUAUAUGAUACUAGAUUUCAAAAAACGAAAUGAAAUAGAAUAUUUGGUUGAAUUUUUGAAAAACAAAUUUAAAGAUAUUUAUCCACCACAACCACUAGGUUAUAGAAUAAUGAUAGUUGGUAUGCCCAAUGUUGGGAAAAGUACACUUCUUAAUGGUUUACGAUCUAUUGGGUUGAAUACAAGAAAAAAGGUGGCUAAAACUGGAGGUCAGCCUGGUGUAACCAAAAAUACUAGUGAAAUCACCAGAAUAACGAAAAAUCCUGAUAUACUUUUGUAUGAUACUCCAGGUGUAUCAUUGCCUAGAGUUAAGGACUCCAAUACAAUGAUAUCAUUGGCGCUAAUUGGGUGUGUUGGGAUUAAUCAAAUAUCGCCUGUUAUUCAAGCCGAUUAUUUAUUAUAUCUUUUGAACAAACAAGAUCCUACGGGUUCAUUAUAUGCUGAGUUUUAUCCUGAACCAACAAAUAAGAUAAUGACUUUACUAUAUGCAAUUGCCAAAAGGAUAAAUAAAGUCAAUAACAAAAUGAGCAAAAAAGCUAAAUUGAAGGGAAUAAUUCAACAUUUUGAUGAGAAUGCGUGUGCUAUUUAUUGGAUUGAUAAAUGGAAGCAAGGUAGGCAAGGCAGAUGCAUGUUUGAAGAGAAUGAAAGAAUCGAUAAUAAGAGCAGUUUUAAAGAGUCUACUGAAAAUGAAAGAAAAAGACUUGAUUCAUUA
Ascoidea rubescens DSM 1968 is the source of this 975-nucleotide messenger RNA. RefSeq names its product putative GTPase MTG1 (gene MTG1). NCBI's taxonomy places the organism in Eukaryota, Fungi, Ascomycota, Saccharomycetes, Ascoideales, Ascoideaceae. The record is from RefSeq and is a predicted model, not a curated record. The annotation marks the transcript as partial. Gene Ontology annotation, cellular component: mitochondrion. The transcript has a single exon. Gene Ontology annotation, molecular function: GTPase activity; GTP binding.